AUGCGGAGAGCGGCCGGGAGGGACAUGAGCCCGCCGGGCACCGCAGCCCAGCGGCAGCGGCGCCUCCGGCGGCUGCUCCUGCUGCUGUUGCUCCAGGCCGCCCGCCCUGCGCAGGGGCAGCGGGCUGCAACAAAUAGUUCAGUCCCAGAUAUCUGUGCCACUUGCCAUGCUAACGCCAUGUGUCAGCAAAAAGAAGGCAAAAACGUCUGCAUCUGUAACUAUGGAUUUGUGGGUAAUGGGAGGACUCAUUGUCAAGAUAAAGAUGAAUGCCAGAUUGGAGCGAGUAAGAUCUGUGGCGAGCAUACAUCAUGUCACAAUACACAUGGAAGUUUUUACUGCAUUUGUCUUGAAGGAUACCAUCCCUCUAACAACAACAAGACAUUUAUCCCCAAUGAUGGCACGUAUUGUACAGAUAUAGAUGAGUGCCAGCUGUCAGGUCUGUGUGGUGUCGGGGGACAAUGUGUGAACACUGUUGGAAGCUACCACUGCUACUGUAUGGAAGGAUAUAGACCAGAAAAUGGAACAGAAUUUUUUCAUCCAUCUGGAAAUACUGUUUCGUGCAAAGCUGUGGAUUGUGGGGUCCCACCUUUUGUCUUGAAUGCAUAUUCAGAUCCUGUAAGGACCACCACCUAUGGAAGUGAAGUUGCUUAUAAUUGCCUGCAUGGUUAUGUUAUUGAAAGUGGUAACCAGACUGCAGUUUGUAAUGCCAAAGGACAAUGGGAAGGUGCUGAUCUGGUGUGCAAAGAAAUAGACUGUGGCAGACCUUUGUGGAUUCCACACGCAGAAAUGAUCUGGGACAACUCCACAACUCUAGGAAGCAUGGUGUAUUAUAAAUGUAGUGAAGGGUUUCAUUUUAGUGGAGAGAAGAAUUUUUCACAAUGCACAAUAAUUCAGAAAUGGGAAAAUAUCACAGGUGUAUGUGAAGUAACAGAUUGUGGCAGACCUCCUUCAAUCCCCAACACAGACAUGAUUUGGAACAACAUUUCCCAGCUGGGGAGUGCAGUGCACUACCAAUGUAAAAAGGGAUUCCGCAGCAUAAGUGGGAGGAAUACGUCACGUUGUACUUAUAAUGGAUCCUGGGAAAUUCCAGCUCUAAUAUGUAAAGUGAAGGCAGCCAUUGGAAAUGUGUCUAUAUUUAAUCAAACCUGUGUGAAGUGGAGAAGGAGCACUAGAGAAACCAACUUGAAGAUGGUGUAUUUGUUUCAUGUACAAGGGCGAAGAUGGCAUCAGAAGGCAUUUUUUCAUGAAGCAACUUUUAACUUCACGGCAGAGGAAGAAACUCCAGAGCUGUGCCUAGACCUAAAGGCAGGCACUAACUACACUGUGAACAUCACUGUAUUGUCUCCUGAGCCCUCAAGACCAGUCACUGUAACAAUUAAUACAGUUGAAGAGGAAGGAUUCAGCAAUGUUUCAGUAUUUAAUGAUACCUGUUUGAAAUGGAAGAGACAUUCUGGAAGAAUUGGGGUGAAGGAAACCUACCUAUUUCACAUACAGGCACAACAGGGAUACUUGGUGAAAUCCUCCCAUGAAAUGAUGAUUAACUUCACCACUGAGGAAGAGAACCCAGAGGUGUGUUUGCCUCUACACCUGGGUGUAAACUACACUGUGACUAUCACUGAGGCAUCUACCAAGGUUCUUUUACAAAUCCCCAUAAUGCUCCCAACAACGGCAGAGGAAUUGCUCAGCAAUGUGUCCAUAUUUAAUGAAACCUGUGUGAAGUGGCAGAGAAAAGUUGCAAGAGCUGGGACAAAGGAAACAUACACAUUUCGUAUAUUGGGACGAAGAUGGCACCAGAAGGAAUUCUCUCGUGAAAUGAUAUUUAACUUCACAACAGGUGAAGAGACUCCAGAGGUGUGUUUAGAGCUGAUCUCUGAUGCUAACUACACGGUGAACAUUACUACAGCAUCCUCUAAGGGGACCUCGGCCCUAAUUACUAUAGCAAUUAAGACAGAGGUAAAGGAAGCCUUCAGUAAUCUGCUGAUACUUAAUGACACCUGCUUGAAAUGGAGGCGAAGAGUAAGGAGAGCUGGUAGGAAGGAAAUCUAUUCGUUUCACAUACAGGGUCGACGCUGGUAUCAGAAGGAGUUCUUUCAUGAAAUGGCCUUUAACCUCACCGCUUACGGACAGACUCCAGAGGUGUGUCUUGAUUUGCGCCCAGGCACCAAUUACACUGUGAAUAUUUCCAUGGCAGCUUUGGAUCUUUCUGUGCUAGUUUCCAUGACAACUCCAAUUAUUGAUCCUCCAUUCCCAGAAAUAGAGUUUGUUACCGUACAAGGUCCUGCACCAGCACUCAGCCUACGAAAAGCAGAAGAUAGAAAUGGACCAAUCAGUUUUUAUCAAGUGAUUGUGCUUCCCUUGGCCUUGCAAAGCACAUUUACUUGUGAUUCCCUGGCUGCUGUGACUUUCUUUAGCAAUGCCACUGAUGCUGAGGGGUAUGUGGCAGCUGAAUUCCUCGCCGAGGAUGUUGCUGACAACAUGCUGAUUUCUCUUGGAGACAGACAUUACUAUGGGGCAUUCUAUAAUGCUCCCUUAAAGCAGGGGAAAGAUUACUGUGUGGUACUGAGAAUUAUAAGCCAAUGGAAUAAGAUGAGGACACAAUCUUGUGCAGUUUGGGCACAAAUUGAAGAUUUAUCACCCGCUCUGCAACAUAUGACUCUUGCUGGAUUAGGGUCAGUCACUGCUGUCUGCCUUAUACUGUUCUUGUCCUUCUUGGCAGCACGUUCUUAUCUCCACAGCACAGUCCAUAUACCUCCAGCUGCACUGGCCAAAGGAGUAUCCUAUGAGACUACCAUGGAUGCUGCAGGAGGGGGUAUUGCAUCAUCUUUCCUAGAGAUUGAAAGUGUGUCUCUUCUGUAAUGCAUUCAUCUCCCAUUUGCCUAGAAGACAGAAGGAGAGAGAAUCCAGAAUCUCUUUGUUACAUCAA
Molecule: messenger RNA, 2923 nt
Organism: Emys orbicularis (European pond turtle)
Lineage: Eukaryota; Metazoa; Chordata; Testudines; Emydidae
Gene: SUSD1
Product: sushi domain containing 1
Exons: 20
Coding region: 1-2856 (951 amino acids)
Molecular function (GO): calcium ion binding
Source: RefSeq, a predicted model, not a curated record